Messenger RNA from Funneliformis geosporum, 256 nucleotides. The record is from the annotation of a GenBank genome assembly. NCBI's taxonomy places the organism in Eukaryota, Fungi, Glomeromycota, Glomeromycetes, Glomerales, Glomeraceae.
AUGAAAAUUUACCCAAUAAUGCCAAUGAUUUUAGUGAAAUGGAAUAUGGAGCAAAUAUAUCAUCAUCUCAAUUGCAAAAUAAUAUCUUUCUCUAUAAUCUAGAACAAAUACCACCUAUGAGGACUAAAAUUGAAAGCUAUCUUAAAAAUGCUUUAAAGAAAUCAAGAGAGGAUUUCAAGGAAGUUAUUAUACUAAAGAUUGAUGGAGACAAUGAGAACAAACUCUGUUUAUAUUGUGAAAAGAUAUUGAUGGAUUC